Messenger RNA from Capsicum annuum, 795 nucleotides. RefSeq lists its product as uncharacterized. Gene Ontology annotation, cellular component: mitochondrion. The record is from RefSeq and is a predicted model, not a curated record. Bases 287 to 532 code for a protein of 81 amino acids. Lineage: Eukaryota; Viridiplantae; Streptophyta; Magnoliopsida; Solanales; Solanaceae. Gene Ontology annotation, biological process: mitochondrial respiratory chain complex IV assembly. The transcript is spliced from 2 exons.
UUACUUUUAAGGUUUGUCUGGUGUCAGGGACAAUGGGUAACUAAUUCCAAAUUAAUUUGAGUAUACUUUAUCCCUGUUGGAAUAGAAUAGCAAAACAAUUUUAGGUUAAAUCAGAGCAAUAUCGGUCCACCCAAAAAUUCCUUGACCCGACCCGACCCAGCCCACAUCCCCUUUCCCUUCUCACUCGAAAAAAGGGCAUAAAAAAGCUCCACACAUCAAAGUUGUCAUCCUCUUGUUCCUCUCAGUUUUAUCAGAUUUUCAGUUAAUCAGUAGAAGUUUUCAAAGGAUGUCGUCAAUUGGAACAUCAAAAGGUGUAUUAGAGAUAGUAAAAUUUGCAGUAUAUGUAUCAGUUCCAAUUGGUCUCAUGUACUUGUUUGCCAACAACAACUCCAAUCUUCAGAAAAUCAUGGGACAUCGUGAAUAUGUAGUUUAUCCGACAGAAACUGUAAAGCCCCAAUCACCCGAGGAACUGAGGGAGAUUGCAAAAGAAAUAGCUCGGAAGAGACAGAGGGACCAAGAAAUGCGGAGCUGAGGAAGAUGGCACAAGACGAAGAGGCAUAUAAGAAUUUGUAGGUCUGUUAGUAAUGCUUGCACAAAGAAACAGCCAGAGAGGUCCUUUCUGUUCAGCCAAGAGAUGAGUGUGCUUUACUAGUCUGUUCACCAAUAAGUGAGUUUGUUGCCAAUAAAACAGUGUGGCAUGGCCAGUGAUUGUAUACUGCCAUUUCUGUGUUUGAUGUAUCUUCCUUUUAAUACAGAUUAAAGUAUAUAAUAAACAUGGCAUCGUUUGAAGUAUUA